AUGAGGCCGGUCAGCGAUGGUCGGUGUCGCGUAAUAAGCACGGCUUCUGUGGCCGCAUUCGAUGGACAGACGGGCCAGUCGGCAUAUUCGGCGUCAAAAGGUGCGAUCGUCGGAAUGACGCUUCCACUAGCCAGAGAUUUCGCCGAUGAUGGGAUUCGAUUCAUGGCGAUUGCACCCGGCCUUUUUGACACACCACUGCUUUCUGGGCUUCCGGAAAAGGUCGAGUAUCGCCCAGGCUCACCAUCCUCGGGGUGCGGAACAUUCCUUUCUCAACUGGUUCCCAAUCCAUCAAGAAUGGGAACACCUGAAGAGUUUGGUGCGUUGGUGCAACAUAUCAUCCAGAAUCGCUACCUGAAUGGAGAGGUGAUCCGCCUCGAUGGCUCGCUUCGCAUGCCGCCAUAA
Molecule: messenger RNA, 402 nt
Organism: Ostertagia ostertagi
Lineage: Eukaryota; Metazoa; Nematoda; Chromadorea; Rhabditida; Trichostrongylidae
Source: the annotation of a GenBank genome assembly